This is a messenger RNA of Cooperia oncophora, 1065 nucleotides long. Lineage: Eukaryota; Metazoa; Nematoda; Chromadorea; Rhabditida; Trichostrongylidae. The record is from the annotation of a GenBank genome assembly.
AUGGACACCCUAUAUGCUGGACCAUCGAAAUCAACGAUAGAAGAGAAUUCGAUCACGGAUCAAGUUGGACAUGAACUUGCGGAUACAGCAGCCAAGCUUUCAGGCUCGUUUUCUGGAAUCCAAUGCUGGAGAAUUCCUCCAGUCACAAAAGGAAAAAGUUCUCGAGUCCCUUGGUUUACACGACUUGGUCAGGAAGAUUGUCAUCGGAUCGAUCUGUCUCCUGUUAGUGAUUGCUGUUGCAAUCUUAUAUAUUGUCAAACAGCGUUGUUUCGAAUACCGCUGAACCUUCUUUUCCGAGCCAUAGGUAGCGUAACGUUUUUCAUCUUCACCUCUAUCUGCAGAAGGAAGUCUUCUCCCUCGUCCGCAGCCGUGAAAAAUCAUCGACAAUCUCGGAAUAACACGGUCUCUAAUAGUGAGCCAAUGAGUGUGUCAAUUCAACUUCCUGCAUGUAUAAAUGUACCAGCAUCUAGUCUUCCAGCCCCCCAUCUUCAAAUGAUAAAUCUGCCGGCUGCGCCAAUUCCAACGCAUCAUCAGCAAGCCGUUUUACCGUCUUCGAUGAUCACCCUACCUUCGCAACCUAUGCAGCAAUCUGCUAAACAGUUUAGGAAUUUCUUCCCAGGUAUCUCCUCAGUCCAUCUUGGAAAUGCCAGUCAAGUGAUAUAUGUCCCGGUAAAGCUCGACGAUUCCUCUAUAGUAGCUCUUCUUGACACUGGAUCUGCUCUAACGAUUGUCUCUGAUACAGUAGCUCGAAAGUUGAACGCUCAACUGUCUCAAUCUACGAUUACAAAAGGCAUCACAGCAAAUGGAUCCAUCAUGAAACUACUAGGUCAAUUUACACCAAAUCUCACUAUAGGACAGAGAACAAUGCAAAUCACUUGCUACGUCGCUUCUGAUGCAAACUGCUCCUCUCCGUUUAUUCUGGGCAACGAUGUUAUCCAACAAUUCGCACAAACAGUGUCGAUAAACUACCACUCUAACACUGUUUCUUUUGACAAGAUUAUCAUCCCAUUCACGAACCCCAACCAUAACAAAACUAUAACUUCCCCGCUCUUCCAGUUUACAUAA